UAAGACUCAUGUGACGGAGUGGAACCGACGGAGGUACCGUAAAGACGUGGAGAGGAGAGUGACUAACUGGGAUGAUUACCUGGGCCGACACAUGAGGUGGUACGAUGAUGGCCAGAAGCACCGUCUUCGUCUCAGGCCUCGAUGGACGGCGGAAGACAUCGCGGAGCUGGAGUGGGCUGACCCCGAUGAACAGGCAUACCAGACCGGCAUUAGAGACAUGCACAGUGGAUUUAGGGAGUUUGCACCCCUCAUCAACAGAGUGUCCGGUGAGCUGAACAGAUGCAUCUUCGAUGCCUCAGAUGCACUAAGUGAUCUUCCCGGGAGCAUAGCAUCGGAGACCAGAGUCAGGGGGACGAUGAAGAAGUUCGUGCAGCAUUGUCGCAAGCUGGUAGGGCUGCUUGGGUGUGCUGGAGCUGGGUCAGUUGAAGCUUAUCAGCCUGUAGCCACAUAGGGUAUCAUCGGCUCAUCGAGCCAUG
Triticum aestivum (bread wheat) is the source of this 476-nucleotide messenger RNA. RefSeq lists its product as uncharacterized. The transcript has 3 exons. NCBI's taxonomy places the organism in Eukaryota, Viridiplantae, Streptophyta, Magnoliopsida, Poales, Poaceae. Bases 92 to 451 code for a protein of 119 amino acids. The record is from RefSeq and is a predicted model, not a curated record.